Molecule: messenger RNA, 1878 nt
Organism: Vombatus ursinus (common wombat)
Lineage: Eukaryota; Metazoa; Chordata; Mammalia; Diprotodontia; Vombatidae
Gene: LACTB
Product: lactamase beta
Exons: 6
Coding region: 10-1674 (554 amino acids)
Source: RefSeq, a predicted model, not a curated record
GCCGCCGCCAUGUACCGGUUCAUGGGUACUGCGACGCGGCGGGCCAUGCCCCUGGAGAGCUGGAGCGGGCAACGGCGCUGGUCCCACCAGCAGUCCAAGUGGACUCUGGGGCACGGCUGGGUCGGCGGGCUGGGGCUGGGGUUGGGGCUGGCGCUCGGGGCGAAGCUGGCGAGCGGGCUGAGCGGCGCGAGCCCCGCGCCGAGUCCCGGAGCACCGCGGCCCGACGAGUCACCUCUGGGCGAGCCUCUGAGCCCGGCCCCGGCCCCGGCCCUGCCCCCCUGGCAGCCGCCCGCGCCGCCGCCCCCGUCCCCCGAGCGCUUCGCCAGAGCUAUCGAGAGCAGCCGGGACCUGCUGCACCGGAUCAAGGAUGAGGUGGGAGCACCAGGCAUAGUAGUUGGAGUUUCUGUAGAUGGAAAAGAAGUCUGGUCAGAAGGUUUGGGUUAUGCUGAUGUAGAGAACAGAGUUCCAUGUAAACCAGAAACAGUGAUGAGAAUUGCUAGCAUCAGCAAAAGUCUUACCAUGGUGGCUAUUGCGAAAUUAUGGGAAGAGGGCAGAUUGGAUCUUGAUAUUCCAGUACAGAAAUAUGUUCCUGAAUUUCCAGAGAAAGAAUAUGAAGGUGAAAAGGUUUCUGUCACUACAAGAUUGUUGAUUUCUCAUUUAAGUGGAAUUCGCCACUAUGAAAAGGAUAUGAAAAAAGUGAAAGAAGAGAAGGCUUAUAAAGCUUUGAAGAAGAUGAAAGAAACAAUGGAAUUCAACCAAGACAAAGACUUGAAAGAAAUAGGAGGCAAAAGUAAUGAAAAGAGUGACUUUGCCAAAGCUAAGACAGAGCAAGAUAGUGAAGCCAAAUGCCGAAAUUCAAAACCUGGCAAGAAAAAGAAUGAUUUUGAACAAGAUGAAUUAUAUUUGAAAGAAAAGUUUGAAAAUUCAAUUGAGUCUCUAAGAUUAUUUAAAAAUGAUCCUUUGUUCUUUAAACCAGGUAGUCAGUUUUUGUAUUCAACUUUUGGAUACAGUCUGCUAGCAGCUGUUGUAGAAAGAGCUUCAGGACAGAAGUUUUUGGACUAUAUGCAGAAAAUAUUCCAUGACUUGGAUAUGGUGACAACUGUGCAAGAAGAAUAUGAGCCAAUGAUUUACAAUAGAGCAAGGUUUUAUGUUUACAAUAAAAAGGGACGUCUUAUCAACACUCCUUAUGUGGACAACUCCUAUAAAUGGGCUGGCGGUGGAUUUCUCUCUACAGUUGGUGACCUUCUUAAAUUUGGGAAUGCAAUGCUCUAUGGUUACCAAGUUGGAAUGCUUAAAAACUUAAAUGAGAAACUUUUGCCAGGGUACCUCAAACCAGAAACCAUGGUAAUGAUUUGGACUCCUGUGCCAAAUACAGAGAUGUCUUGGGAUAGAGAGGGGAAAUAUGCAAUGGCAUGGGGUGUUGUGGAAAAGAAGCAAAUAUAUGGUUCGUGUAGACAGCAGCGACAUUAUGCUUCUCACACUGGAGGUGCAGUAGGUGCUAGUAGUGUCCUGCUAAUUCUUCCUGAAGACUUGGAGGUAGAAACUACAGAUAAAAGGAUGGCCAUUCCCCCAAGGGGAGUGGUUGUUACCAUCAUAUGUAACAUGCAGUCUGUUGGCCUCAAUAGCACUGCCUUAAAAAUUGCACUGGAAUUUGAUAAAGACAAAUCAGACUGAUUCAUUAAGUACCAGGUAUGGGAAAUUUAAAUGUCAUUACACUAUUAACAAAACUACCAAAAGACAGAAGACUUUUAAGAAUGAAUUUGUAAUAGCAAUAGACAAUGCAGAGAAUUAUGUACCUCUAAUUGUUUUAACUUUUUAUAAAUAUAUUUAGCUUUUUGUGGAAUUAUUUCUUUAUUCUCAGGGAAGUAACUUCAUGGU